Molecule: messenger RNA, 7569 nt
Organism: Platichthys flesus (European flounder)
Lineage: Eukaryota; Metazoa; Chordata; Actinopteri; Pleuronectiformes; Pleuronectidae
Gene: myo7ab
Product: myosin VIIAb
Exons: 47
Coding region: 1-6651 (2216 amino acids)
Cellular component (GO): cytoskeleton; myosin complex
Molecular function (GO): protein binding; ATP binding; cytoskeletal motor activity
Source: RefSeq, a predicted model, not a curated record
AUGGUCAUUCUGCAGCAGGGCGACUAUGUGUGGCUGGACCUCAAAACGGGUCGAGAGUUUGACGUGCCGGUGGGAGCCGUGGUCAAACUCUGCGACUCGGGACAGAUCCAGGUUCUGGAUGAUGAAGCCAAGGAACACUGGAUCUCUCCUCAGAAUGCCACCAACAUCAAGCCCAUGCACCCGACCUCCAUCCACGGGGUGGAGGACAUGAUCCGCCUGGGCGACCUGAACGAAGCCGGCAUCCUCCGCAACCUGCUCAUCCGCUACGACGAGCGCGUCAUCUACACGUACACCGGCUCCAUCCUGGUGGCAGUGAAUCCGUACCAGCUGCUUCCCAUCUACACCCCCGACCAGAUUCGCCUCUACACCAACAAGAAGAUCGGCGAGUUGCCGCCGCACAUAUUCGCCAUAGCUGACAACUGCUACUUCAACAUGCAGAGGAACAACAAGGACCAGUGCUGCAUCAUCAGCGGUGAGUCCGGAGCUGGGAAGACAGAAAGCACAAAGCUGAUUCUGCAGUUCCUCGCUGCCAUCAGCGGUCAGCACUCCUGGAUCGAGCAGCAGGUCCUGGAGGCCACGCCCAUCCUCGAAGCUUUCGGAAACGCGAAGACGAUUCGCAACGACAACUCCAGUCGCUUCGGGAAGUACGUGGACAUCCACUUCAACAAGCGCGGCGCCAUCGAAGGAGCGAAGAUCGAGCAGUACCUGCUGGAGAAGUCCAGAGUGUGUCGACAGGCUCCAGACGAGAGGAACUACCACAUCUUCUACUGCGUGUUGAAGGGGAUGCCUCCGGAGAUGAAAGCCAAACUGGGUCUGGGCCUCGCAGCAGAUUACUCCUACCUCACCAUGGGGAACUGCACACAGUGUGACGGUCGAGACGACCUGAGAGAUUACUCCAGCAUCCUGUCGGCCAUGAAGGUCCUCAUGUUCACCGAGACGGAGAACUGGGAGAUCUCCAAGCUGCUCGCUGCCAUCCUGCACAUGGGGAACCUGCGAUUCGAGGCCCGAACGUACGACAACCUGGACGCCUGUGUGGUCGUGAGAUCUCCUGACCUGGUUACCGCUGCUUCACUCAUGGAGGUGGAGCCUAAGGACGUGAUGGUGUGUUUAACCACACGAACCCUGAUCACUCGAGGGGAAAGCGUGGCCACGCCUCUCAGCGUGGGACAAGGCCUGGACGUCAGAGACGCCUUCGUUAAGGGGAUCUACGGCCGACUGUUUGUCUGGAUCGUGGAUAAGAUCAAUGCGGCCAUCUACAGGCCUCCGUCCUGCGAGAGCAACAUCGUGCGCAGAUCCAUCGGGCUGCUGGACAUCUUUGGCUUCGAGAACUUCAUCGUCAACAGCUUCGAGCAGCUCUGCAUCAACUUCGCCAACGAGAACCUGCAGCAGUUCUUCGUUCGUCACGUGUUCAAGCUGGAGCAGGAGGAGUACAACCUGGAGGACAUCAGCUGGCAGCACAUCGAGUUCACCGACAACCAGGACGCCCUGGACAUGAUCGCACAGAAGCCCAUGAACAUCAUCUCCCUCAUCGACGAGGAGAGCAAGUUCCCUAAGGGAUCUGAUGCUACGAUGCUCUACAAGCUCAACUCGCAGCACAAGCUCAACUCCAACUACAUCCCUCCGAAGAACAGCUACCAGACCCAGUUUGGUAUCCAGCACUUUGCCGGUGUGGUGCAUUACGAGACCAGAGGAUUCCUGGAGAAGAACCGCGACAGCCUCCACACCGACAUCAUCCAGCUCGUCCACUCGUCCAAGAACAAGUUCAUCAAGCAGAUCUUCCAGGCGGACGUGGCCAUGUUUCUGUGUGGCUAUCAGCAGCCCAGCACCCCCACUCCAAAGGGAGUCGAGACGAGGAAGCGCUCUCCCACUCUGAGCAGUCAGUUCAAACGUUCCCUGGAGAUGCUGAUGAGGACGCUCAGCGUGUGUCAGCCGUUCUUCGUCCGUUGUAUCAAACCCAACGAGCUCAAGAAACCGAUGAUAUUCGACAGAGAGCUGUGCAUCCGUCAGCUGCGUUACUCCGGUAUGAUGGAGACCAUCCGGAUCCGCCGGGCCGGUUACCCCAUCAGAUACAGCUUCGCAGAGUUUGUGGACCGUUACCGGGUCUUAAUGCCUGGAGUGAAACCUGCUCACGUUCAGGCGGAUCUACGAGGGACCUCUCAGAAGAUAGUCCUGGCUCGACUGGGGAAACAUGACGACUGGCAAAUCGGAAAGACCAAAGUGUUCCUGAAGGAUCACCACGACCUGCAGCUGGAGGUGGAGAGAGACAAAGCCAUUACAGACAAGGUCAUCCUCAUCCAGAAGUCUGUGCGAGGACUGAAAGAGAGGAACAACUUCCUCCGACUGAGGAGCGCGGUGACUUUUAUCCAAAAGGUCUGGAGGGGAUAUCGGUGCAGAAAGAAUUACCAAAUUAUGCAGAAGGGCUUCCUGCGCCUUCAGGCCGUCUACAGGUCGAGGAAGUUCUUAAGAAGCUACCAGAUCACUCGCCUUCGCAUCACUCUCACCCAAGCCCGCUGCCGUGGUUUCAUGAUCCGCCGGACGUUCUGGCGGCGCCUGCGUGCCGUGUUGACCAUGCAGGCCUACACCAGGGGCAUGAUAGCCAGACGCUUCUGCCAGAGGCUGAGGGCAGAGCUGCAGCAUCGCCUGGAAGCCGAGGGCCAGCGUCUGGCCGAGGAGGAGCAGCUGCGGAACCAGAUGACGGCGCGGCGGGCGAAGGCCGAGGCCGAGAGGAAUCACCAGGAGCGGCUCGUCCAACUGACCCAGCAGCAGGAGGAGAGGGAGCGCGAGGCGAAGGAGGAGGCGAGGAGGAAGAAGGAGCUGCUGGAGCAGAUGGAGAGGGAGAAGGAGCAGCCUGUGGAUCACUCCGACAUGGUCGACCGUAUGUUCGGGUUCCUGGGGAACUCGGGGCCGUUACCCAACCAGGACGGACGAGCACCAAGUGGCUUCGAAGACCUGGAGAACACUCCUCACAGUGAGGAAGCUGAGGAGGAGCUGCUGAAUGAAGCUCUGCCGCUGCCCGUUGAAGAAGAAGAGGAUUUGUCUGAAUACAAGUUCUCUAAGUUUGCAGCCACUUACUUCCAGGGAGUUUCCACUCACACGUACAUCAGACGGCCGCUGAAGCAGCCGCUGCUUUUUCACGAGGACGAAGGAGAUCAGCUGGCUGCACUGGCCGUGUGGAUCACCGUGCUGAGGUUCAUGGGCGACCUCCCCGAACCCAAGAGCCAGCUGGUCAUAAACGACGGCAGCGAAAAGAUUCCCGUCAUGACCAAGAUCUACGAAACCCUCGGGAAGAGGACGUACAAGAGGGAGCUGCAGGAGCUGCAGGUGGAAGGAGAGAAGCCUGUUGUCAAACUCUCCUCAAAUGUGUCAGGGGUCAUUGUGGUUCCUCGCUUGUGUCUGCAGAACAGUGCCAUUGACAACCAGAAGAGGAACAGCAUCAGACACAAACUCGUGUCUCUCACCCUGAAGAGGAAAUCUAAGAUCACAGAGGAGGUCACCAGGCGUUUGACGGAGAGCGACUACGGCCUCCAGGGGAACAGCAUGCUGGAGGACCGGCCCACCUCCAACCUGGAGAAACUUCACUUCAUCAUCGGCAACGGCAUCUUACGACCCGCCCUCAGGGACGAGAUCUACUGUCAGAUCUGCAAACAGCUCACCCAGAAUCCAUCCAAGAGCAGUCACGCCCGAGGAUGGAUCCUGCUGUCGCUCUGCCUCGGCUGCUUCGCCCCCUCCGAGAAGUUUCUCAAGUAUUUACGGACCUUCUUGAUCAACGGCCCCCCUGGUUAUGCUCCGUAUUGCGAGGAGAGGCUGAGGAGGACGUUUAUCAGUCGCACACGGACUCAGCCGCCGUCCUGGUUGGAGCUGCAGGCCACUAAAUCUAAGAAGCCCAUCAUGUUACCAGUCACGUUCAUGGACGGCACCACUAAGACCCUCCUGGCCGACUCGGCCACCACCGCCAGCGAGCUCUGCAACGCUCUGGCGGACAAGAACAACCUGAGAGAUCGAUUUGGCUUCUCGCUGUACAUCGCCCUGUUUGACAAGGUGUCUUCAUUGGGAAGCGGCAGCGACCACGUCAUGGACGCCGUCUCCCAGUGCGAGCAGUACGCAAAGGAGCAGGGCGCUCAGGAGAGGAACGCCCCCUGGAGGCUGUUCUUCAGGAAGGAGAUCUUCAGCCCCUGGCACAACCCGGCCGAGGACCAGGUGGCCACAAACCUCAUCUACCAGCAGAUCGUCCGAGGGGUGAAGUUCGGAGAGUAUCGCUGCGAGAAGGAGGAGGACCUGGCAGAGCUGGCCUCUCAGCAGUACUUUGUGGAUUACGGCCCUGAAAUCCUCCAGGAUCGUCUGCUCAGCCUCAUUCCCUCCUACAUCCCCGACAGAGAGAUCACGGCCACUAAGACGUCAGAGAAGUGGUCUCAUCUUAUAAUCCAAGCCCACAAGAAGGGAUUACACUUGAAGAGGAGGUCGAACACUCAGAGGGUGAAGGAGGACGUGGUGGAUUUCGCUCGUCUGAAGUGGCCCCUGCUCUUCUCUCGCUUCUACGAGGCCUUUAAAUUCUCAGGACCCAGUCUGCCCAAGAAUGAUGUGAUCGUGGCGGUGAACUGGACCGGGGUUUACUUCGUGGACGAGCAGGAGCAGGUGCUGCUGGAACUGUCUUUCCCAGAGAUCACUGCGGUGUCCAGCAGCAGAGGGGGUAAACUCCAGGGCCAGAGUUUUACCUUGGCCACUAUGAAAGGAGACAAGUACACGUUCACCUCCAACAACGCCGAGGACAUCCGGGAUCUGGUGGUCUCCUUCCUCGAUGGUCUGAGGAAGAGGUCCAAGUACGUGGUGGGACUGAUGGACUGUCCCAACCCCGACGGGGUCGACUCCACCUUCCUGAGUUUCGCCAAAGGGGAUCUCAUCAUCCUGGACGAUCACGACGGAGAACACGUCAUGAACUCGGGUUGGGCUCACGGCAUCAACGACAAGACCAAACAGAGAGGAGACUUCCCGGCUGACUGCGUCUACGUCGUGCCCACCAUCACCAGACCACAGUACGACAUCGUGGCGCUCGUGACCAUGACUCCCGAUCAGAGACGAGAAUCCAUCAGUUUGUCCCAGAUGAAGCCGUCGGACAACGAGGACAAAACAAAGACGUACACGCUGGAGGAGUUCUCCUACGACUACUUCAGGCCUCCUCCUAAGAGCACCCUGAGCAGGGUGAUGAUCCCCAAAUCCCGAGGGAAGGAGCGUCUGUGGAGCUGCACCAGGGAGCCUCUCAAACAGCCUCUGCUGAAGAAGGUGCUGGCUCACGAGGAGCUCGCCCAGGAGGCCUGUCUUGCCUCAACAGCUGUGAUGAAGUACAUGGGCGACUACCCGUCCAAACGCGUUCGCUUCGUCAACGAGCUCACGGACCAGAUCUUCGAAGGAGCUCUGAAGGCCGAGCCGCUGAAAGACGAGAUCUUCUGUCAGAUCCUCAAACAGCUGACGGACAAUCACAUCAAGUACAGUGAGGAGAAGGGCUGGGAGCUGCUGUGGCUCUGCACUGGUUUGUUUCCUCCCAGUAACGUCCUGCUGCCUCACGUCCAGAAGUUCCUCCAGGCCAAGAAACACUGUCCUCUCGCUCCGGACUGUAUGCAGCGGCUACAGAAAGCCUUACGAAACGGCUCGAGGAAGUAUCCCCCUCACCUGGUGGAGGUGGAGGCCAUUCAGCACAAAACCACCCAGAUCUUCCACAAAGUUUAUUUCCCGGACGACUCAGACGAGGUGUUUGAGGUGGAGUCGAGCACCAAAGCCAAAGAUUUCUGCCACAACAUCUCCGGACGUCUGAUGCUCAAAUCCUCGGAGGGCUUCAGUCUUUUUGUCAAGAUCACAGACAAGGUCAUCAGUGUCCCCGACGGCGACUUCUUCUUCGACUUCGUGAGGCAUCUGACGGACUGGAUCAAGAAAGCCCGACCGGUGAAAGACGGUGUCGUGCCUUCACUGACGUACCAGGUGUUCUUCAUGAAGAAGCUCUGGACCAACACGGUGCCAGGAAAAGAUUCCAUGGCCGACUCCAUCUUCCACUACUACCAGGAGCUGCCUAAGUAUCUGCGCGGCUACCACAAGUGUCCGAGGGACGAGGUGUACCAGCUGGCGGCGCUGAUCUACAGGGUGAAGUACGACGAGGAGAAAUCGCACUUCCAGAACAUUUGCAAAAUCCUGAAGGAGCUCGUGCCCCAGGACCAGCUCCGACAUCUGUCCCCCGACGACUGGAAGAGGUCGAUCCUGUCGCUGUUCAACAAACAAUCGGGGAAAACUCCAGAAGAAGCAAAACUAUCGCUCCUCAAAAUCAUUUACAAGUGGCCCACGUUCGGUUCGGCGUUCUUUGAAGUGAAGCAAACAACGGAUCCAAAUUACCCAGAAACCCUCCUGAUAGCGAUAAACAAACACGGAGUGAGUCUGAUCGAUCCGAAGUCCAAGGAGAUCCUCACCACUCACCCCUUCACGAAAAUCUCAAACUGGAGCAGCGGCAACACGUAUUUCCACAUCACCAUCGGGAACCUGGUGCGAGGCAGCAAGCUGCUGUGUGAAACCUCCCUGGGCUACAAGAUGGACGACCUCUUGACCUCUUACAUCAGCCAGAUGCUGACGACCAUGACUAAACAGAGGACGUCCCGGGGCAACAGCAAGUGAGCUGAAACUGGAAAGUCAUCGACCACUGUCAAUCGAUCCUGCACACACACACACACACACACACACACACAGACACACACAGUGUAAAGCCACGUGGACACUCAUUUUUGCUUUGUCCCAAUGAAGGGUUUGUUAAGACAGAGAAGAUUGACAGUUCUCUCCGACACUGUAAUGCCAACGUUUUUCCUUCACGUUCUUAUGAAUGGGCUCCGUCUUAAAACUCACCCGCUGCCUUUAAAUCCCCUCUUCCCACCGGACGAGUUAUUUGGGGUUUUAUUCCGCUCUGUGUGAAACGUGGUCACCGUCUCACUGGACGACUCCAGAUGGCUGCGUUAUUUCAUCAAAGCGAUCCUCAGUUUAUUACCCGAGUUAGUUUCAUUAAAACUGUUCUAGGAAUAUGAUGUUUUCUUCAAAUGCAGGAAUCAACAAAACAGUUUCAUCAAACCAGUUAAAAGUAAAGAGUCACCACAUCAGAGGUCACGUCUCAUUCAAACGACCCUUCAGAUUUCAGCUAGUGUUUUUAAUUUCUUUUUCAUUUGAUUGGUUAGUUUUAGUUCGUACAGUUUACGUCGUUGAAUCUGGAUGUUAAACUAGCUGCUGGUGUUUGCUCUAGUGAUGCAUGUGGAAAGGAAACCGACCCCACGUGUGCCACGAGGUUCAAUCCCCACCUGUUGGUCGGAGUCGAUCCACAGAAACUGGAGAUGGUGAAUGAUUUUAUUCUCAUGUUUCUUUUUUCUUUUUUCUAAACAUUUGAACCAGUAGCACUGAUUUUUAAACAUGAAGAAACAAUCACAUACAUUUUUUUUUGGAUCAUGUUUAUUAAGGAGAAUUGUUGUAUUCAAUAUGUGACCACAUAUCCUGAUGAAGACGUGAAUAAACAACAUUUUGCAAAGAACAGAAAAUGUCAUUUUUUCUUAA